Messenger RNA from Loa loa (African eye worm), 336 nucleotides. RefSeq lists its product as hypothetical. Lineage: Eukaryota; Metazoa; Nematoda; Chromadorea; Rhabditida; Onchocercidae. Bases 1 to 336 code for a protein of 111 amino acids. The record is from RefSeq and is a predicted model, not a curated record. The transcript is spliced from 4 exons.
AUGGCUUUUGAAGAGUCGAUGGAGUUAUUUGGACAGAAGGACUCAAUAACAAACAAUCAAGAAAAGAUCAAAGACAACAUGACCUCCAGAAGUAUCACGCUGUUACUUCUUGCGAAACGUUGUGAAUCUCUGAUCUCUAAUCAGGAUGAUGAGCUGACGAUUGAUGUCAAAGAACGGAAAGACUCAAGGCCUCAAGUAGCAUAUUUGCUUAAGCCAUUGCAUCUUUUUGCACAUCGAAAUGAGAUGUGUGACAUGUGCAAAGGGUAUGUGACAGGUGCGGAGCGUAACAUGACAUGUGCACUUGCUGCCUGUUCAUGGCAUUUUCUAUCCUCUUGA